Messenger RNA from Penicillium waksmanii, 1020 nucleotides. RefSeq lists its product as uncharacterized. The transcript has 3 exons. The coding region runs from base 1 to 1020 and encodes 339 amino acids. NCBI's taxonomy places the organism in Eukaryota, Fungi, Ascomycota, Eurotiomycetes, Eurotiales, Aspergillaceae. The record is from RefSeq and is a predicted model, not a curated record.
AUGGCUACUGCUGCAGUUCAACGCGUAGCGCCUCCAGUGCUGAGGGGCUCUGUAGACGAAUGUUUUCCAGAUGGACUGGCCCAAAAUGGUGGAAGGAUUCCCACCGAGCGAGUUGGGUUUCUUAAGCCUACACCGGCAUCACUGUCGAUCGACGAAAUGAGGCAGCGACUUAAACAGGACGGCUAUCUAUUUGUCAAGGGACUCAUUCCCCGAGAAGAUGUUUUAGAUAUGCGUGAGAGCUACUUCCGCCAGUAUGCAUCUACCUCGCUUCUGGAACCUGGAACCUCACCUCGAGAUGGAAUCUUCAACUCAUCUUCACACCCCGAUGCACACAAGGGAAUUGGUGGUUCAGGCUUGCCAGUCGAUCCAGUUGAAGAGAAGGUUCUCAUAGAUGCCCAUAAAGACCCACAUUAUCGUGCUUUCGUUGAGCAUCCGGCUUUGACUGGGUUCAUCAGGAAAUUCAUGGACUGGAAGGAACACCGAAUCUUAGAUCGAACAAUGCUGCGUCACAAUGUGCCAUUCGGUCUGGGAACUGGUAUCCAUUAUGACAAGCUGUUUCUGAGAGGGGGCGAAGGCUUCUUUUUGACUGCUUGGGUUCCGAUUGAACCGGGUCGUUCAGGUGAUAUUGCUAUUAAUGGAGGUGGUCUUUGCUACCUCGAGAACUCUGUGCCACUUGGUCGCCAUGUUGAAAAGGAUUACACCAAGCGCGCCAAAGAAUUUACCGAGGAAGAGCGCAUUUCCGCAUUCAAUGUGAACAUGCUUGACGGAGGCAUGAUCGCAUCAUCUCCUCAAGAUUUCCAAUCAAUGCAUUCCGAGCAUGGGGAGCAUAAGUGGCUAGUUACCAAUUACGAAGCCGGUGAUGUUGUCUUCCACGACCCAUAUAGCAUUCAUGCCAGUGGGCGUAAUGAAGAUAAAUCGGGUAGUAUUCGAUUGAGUUCGGAUCUGAGGUUUUAUGAUAAGAGUGAUCCCGGCAUUGACCAGCGGUGGUACAGAAUUUGGGCCCCGGGUGACGGACUUUGA